Messenger RNA from Sitodiplosis mosellana (orange wheat blossom midge), 2992 nucleotides. RefSeq lists its product as uncharacterized. The coding region runs from base 2248 to 2877 and encodes 209 amino acids. The transcript is spliced from 4 exons. The record is from RefSeq and is a predicted model, not a curated record. NCBI's taxonomy places the organism in Eukaryota, Metazoa, Arthropoda, Insecta, Diptera, Cecidomyiidae.
GGUGAUUUUUACAUUAGCCGUACUUUUUGUGACCAUACAAUGUGGCCGAGUUAGUUUAUAUAAUGAUGGCCUUGAAUUAGCAACAAAUGGAAAUGCAGAGCCAAAGCAUUGAUCAAUCCGAAGUAUUCCAUAAUUGACAAAAUAAAGGAGUUUUUCAAUUGGCCACAAACGGAUUUCGACGCCGUUCCGAAUGAAAGAAGGAAUUAUCCGCCGAAAAUCAAUUGGAGAAAAGAUCGAUGGGGUCCGUACGUUAGAAAGGAUGAUUAUUUGGAUAGCAACAAAUUCGAAUGCCAGAUGAUGGAAACGAUGACUACGACGAAUAUGACUACGAAGGUGAUGGCUAUGAAAAUAGGAACAAUCCAUAUGGCCAGAACCCACUAUAUAAACAAGAAUCGCCUCAAUCAAAAUAUCCACCUGGCCAUUGGAAUCAGCCCUUCUAUGUAAUCAUUUCAAGGAAGGCCGAAAAUAACCACGAAACCCUUCAAUCCCAUUUUUGUGAAUAAUCAUUUGAACCAAACUUAUUUUCGGUGUAUUAUAUUUAUAAAUUUUUACAUGAAAAUAUUUCCAAAGUUUCAAGUGUUUUUUGUAUUAUUAUUUUUUGUAAGUAGACUUAUGUCAAUAGUUCAAGUGAGGUACAAAGAAUAUCAACAUCUAGAUUCAUGAAAAAAAAAAUAGACUCAUGUACUAAAUUCUCAUCUAAAUCAAUCUAACCUCUGCCACUUGCAAGCGCAAAAAUUCACUUAAUUUUUCCCCGCAUCAGAAGUACGCACAAAAUUGAUUUUGCAAUUCAGUUAUUUUCCUUUUCAAUAAAUUAUUAUCAAUUCUGUGUAUAAACGAAAAGAAGAAAAUUAAAGUUUCAUUGAUUUCGUUCAAGAAUUUUCAGAUGUUGAAUUGAAUGCCGGUCUAAAAAUGAUCGUCAAUGCAUGUGUAUGCUAAGAUUCAGUUUGACUGCAAUAGACGUAGAUCAACAUCAAUAUUCGAUUAAAUUUUGCUUCGACAGAAAAAUGGAAAAAUUUAAUUGUUUCAAGGCACAUGUACAAUAAAACAAAAACAUUUUGUCCAAACGAAAGCGAUUAUUUCUUGGAAUUUGGUCUAAUCGUUCCUAAUGACUGACUGCUAGUUUCAAUAGCUGCAACAAACUUGAGAACACAGACAUCUGCAGUUUGUGUGAUGCUAUAAAAUGCUUAAUAGUUGACGGUUUUUCGACAUACCUAAAUAUGAUAAUUAACAACUGACAACGACAAAUGACCUGAACCGAGACUAACGUUAAUAACUAAGAUGUACAUCUAAGCUGAGACUGAAUGUAUUAUUAAUACCAGGAUUUUAUUUUUGUUCCUUUUUAGCACGUGAACUGGUGCCGUAAAGUCAUGUUUUAAUUACUUAAGGGUUUAGAUGAUGCUACUUUUUGACUCUACAAUGUUUAGAAUCGCAACGAUUCAAAUUGCUUUAAUUAUUAAUAUACAAGCCCAUCAGCCCAGACAAUGUUGCUGUUCUAAAGCUGUCAAUAUUCAUUAGAUUUUUCUAAUAGCUUUUAUCUGCUUCGUUUGUUCCAUUCUCUGUUGAUUUUUUAACACACAUCGAAUCAUUUAAUCACCGCAAAAUGACACUUUGUGGUCUUGCGUUUGCACAUGAUCCUAAUAAAAAGUAAAUAUUUGCGAAAAUAUUAACGAUGACUUGGAAGAAUGUCAGGGAAAUACGAUACACAUGAGGCGUUUAAAUGCGUCGAUUGAAAUGUUCAAGCUCACAACUGCAUAACGAUCCUGUUUUGCAAACGAAACUGCCAUUGCAAUUUACUUGACCUAAAAUCCAGAUUAAAAUUGACUCGCAAAACAGAAACCCUUAUCAAUUACUCAAACCGAAAAAAAACCCAUCGUAAAAACCCAGCCGACUAUCGUCAUUAACUUGAUCCGUUUGUACCUCUCCUUUUCUUUCUUCGUCUGUUUUUCUCAGAAGUCAGCAGAAAAGAAUAAGACGAAUUAGGUAAUGAGACGAUGCAUAUGUGUACAUGACAUGCAUAUUUUCGGAAAUAGUCUGCUCUUUAUAUAAAGCAAGCCACCGAUUUAGUUUCAAUCAGUUCAAACUUGCAUUCCGAACGAAUCGUUUCAACUUGUGAAAAGUAAAAAAAAACUAGUUCAUUGAAAUGGCGAAAAAUAUUUUGGUGAGUUGAAAAAUGAAACUAUUUUCUAUCGUUUGAAAAUAUCAACUCGAAUCAGAUCGGUCAAGUGAAGUGUUUAUCAACAAUUUCUUAUGUUGUGUUUUCAAUAUUUGUUUUCUUAUCGACAGAUGACCUUCGCAGUUCUAGCUGUUGCUUUCGCAGCGGUUACUUGUGUUCCACAUGGUGGAUACGGACACAGUGGUUCACCUCCUGAACAAUAUAACCCACACGGUUCGUAUGGCAGCCACGGACACAAAGGACCACACGAUGUAGUCAGUUUCCCUGGACACGAUUACGAGCACGGACACGAACACGGACACGGACACAAUACAAUUCAUCGCCCGAUCGAACCUGUUCGUCCAAUUGUAACCCAUAGUCAUAACGAACGUCCAAUUCAACAAGGCGGAUAUGGUGGACAUAAUGGUGGAUUUGGAGGAAAACAAGGCGAAUUCGGCAGUGGAUUGGAUCAUCAGCCAUCUCAUGGUGGUAGUGGAUUCGGCGGGCAUCAAACUUCAAACCCAUCCAAUGGAUUCGGCGGGCAUCAAACUUCAAACCCAUCCAAUGGAUUCGGUGGUGGACACGGUGGUUUCGGCUCUCAUCAAACGAAUAAAGGUGGAUACGGAAGUCAACAUGGAAACGGGUUCGGCUCCGGCUCGAAUCAUAAUGUUCAUCCAUCGAAUCAAGGUGGAUACAGUAGUGGAUACAAAAACAAAGGAUAUUAAUAAUGUUUUUAUUUUUUGAGCUCAUAUACGCUCCAAAUAACUAUGUAACAAAUGAAAAAAAAAAUGUAUAAUAAAAAUUUCGUCUGAGCACGUGAUAAUUUAUAGAAAACAAUAA